Messenger RNA from Tetrahymena thermophila SB210, 1734 nucleotides. Its product is annotated as 3'5'-cyclic nucleotide phosphodiesterase family protein. Lineage: Eukaryota; Ciliophora; Oligohymenophorea; Hymenostomatida; Tetrahymenidae. The transcript is spliced from 8 exons. Gene Ontology annotation, molecular function: 3',5'-cyclic-nucleotide phosphodiesterase activity. Gene Ontology annotation, biological process: signal transduction. The record is from RefSeq and is a predicted model, not a curated record.
AUGAGGAGAAGGCUCAAAAAAUUUCUUAAAAAUUCGAUUGUUAGUUGGUUUUUUUACAUUAUAACAUGGAUAUAUUUACUGAUCAUGUUUGUUUCUAUUUCUCUUCAGCAGUUACUAAAUUCUGACGAUGCUUAUUUAGCCUCAGUAGUUAUAAAUUAUAUAGAAUUAUUUUUACUAGCAUGUCUUAUUUUGGAGUUCCUAAUGGCAGCAUAUACUUAAGGAUUUUGUAAUUAUUUUAAAGUCAAAUUGCAAGUACUAGAUUUUAUUAUAAUAUUUCUUACACUGGCACUUGUUAUCCUAGAUUUAUUACUCGGAAAAAGUCCUUAAUUCACAAAAAUAGCAGCAGUAGCUAAGGGAAUGUUUAGAUUCUUCAGAAUUAUACUUCUUUUUAGAAAGAGCAAUUAAUUCAAGAAAAUAAAGGCAGCUUCUACGAUAAAAACACCUGCUGAAAGAAUAAUUGAUAUUUUUACUGACUUAAAAGAGUUUUUUGAUUCAAAAGAUAUCAUUGAAGAUAUUGAGUGGUCUAUAAGUGUUAUAGCUUUAAAUAAAAUUUAUGAAACCAAAAUUGUGAUUUAAGGUGCAGAAAACAAUAAAGAAAUAGUAGAUUGGAUUAACUAUGGAGCUAGACAAAAAGAAGAGCAAGAUAAAUAAUUUGAUUAAGAUAUUCUUUCGAAUAAAAAUAUAGAUACAAAGUUAUAGACUUAUGUGAAUUAGAUUCCUCAACCUAUUUUAAAAUAUUUUAAAGAUGUAAAUGAAUUGAGCUUUGAUUGCUUUGAAGUGGAAAAAAUAGCUAAAGGGUCGGAGACUUCAUUUCUACUUCUUUAUUUGUUUUAAUCUAAUAAUAUCUUAGCUUCUGUAGAUAUAGAACCUGAUAUUUUAUUCAACUUCUUCAAACAAAUUGAAAAGGGUUAUAAUGAUAAUUUAUAUCACAACAGACUCCAUGCAUUUGAUGUCUUACAAACUGCAAAUUUCUUUUUGAAAUCAUGCAAUUUUAUUGAAAUAGCAGCUAUAAAUGAGUUUGAUUUAUGCACCAUAUACAUUUCUGCAGCUUGCCAUGAUUACGAUCAUCCAGGAGUUAAUAAUGCCUUCAUCAUAAAUACUUCUCAUGAAAUUGCCUUAACUUACAAUGACUAAUCUGUAUUAGAAAAUCAUCAUGCUAGCAAAACAUUCUAAUUGUUUAAUGAUCAAAAUUUAGACAUUACUGCCAACUUUACAAAGGAAUAAUAUAGAUCAUUUAGAGAAAUGGUAAUAUCUAUAAUAUUAAGUACAGAUAUGGCAAAACAUUUUUCUGACAUAGCCAAAUUAAAAAGUAGACUAGGAACAGAUGAUUAUGACAUAAAAGGCAAAGAUAAAUAAAUGUGUAUUGACACAAUUAUACAUGCUUGUGAUGUUUCUAACCCUGUUAAGACAUGGAAUGUUUAUCAGCAAUGGGCUCAUAGAGUGUUGUCCGAAUUUUGGAGCUAAGGUGAUCAAGAAAGAAGUUAAGGAAUCUAAAUAACUUACUUGUGUGAUAGAUAUACUACAAAUACUGCUAAAAGUUAAGUCGGAUUUAUAGAUUUCAUUGUAAAACCUUUAUAUGAAGUAAUAUGCAAUUUUUUGCCAGAAUUAAAAAAUUAUAUGCAAUAAAUCGAUUCAAAUAAACAAAAAUGGAAUGAGCUCGUAAGUUUUUACGAUUAAGACUUAGAAAGAAUAAAGAACUAAAUAUAAUAAUUAUAAUAAUCAAAAAUAAUUUGA